AUGGCCAAACUCCUACCGGCCCAGGAGGCCGCCAAAAUUUAUCAUACCAAUUAUGUGCGGAACGCAAGGGCGAUUGGCGUCCUUUGGAUCAUAUUCACCAUCUGCUUUGCUAUCAUCUCCAUGGUGGUCUUCAUCCAGCCUUAUUGGAUUGGUGACAGCGUGGACACUCCUCAGUCGGGCUACUUCGGACUCUUUCACUACUGCAUCGGCAACCCCAUCACUGGAGAGCUGGUGUGCAAAGGAAGCGCCCUGGACUUUGGCUCCAUUCCCUCUGGAGCGUUCAAGACUGCCAUGUUUUUUGUAGGCAUCUCCUUCCUUUUGAUUGUAGGCACCAUCGGCUGCUUCAGUUUAUUCUUCUUCUGCAACGCCGGCAGCGUCUACAAGAUCUGUGCAUGGAUGCAGCUCGCGUCGUCCACCUGUAUGGUCAUAGGCUGUAUGAUCUACCCAGAUGGCUGGGACUCUGAAGAGGUCAAGCGGAUGUGUGGCCAACGCACAGAUAAAUACACACUGGGUAACUGCACGGUGCGCUGGGCCUACAUCCUGGCCAUCAUCAGCAUCAUGGACUCGCUCAUCCUGUCCUUCCUGGCCUUUGUACUGGGCAACCGGCAGGACAAACUGCUGCCAGAAGACUUCCAGGUGGAGGAGAAGAAAGGUAAUUAG
Messenger RNA from Colossoma macropomum (tambaqui), 660 nucleotides. RefSeq names its product LHFPL tetraspan subfamily member 5a (gene lhfpl5a). Lineage: Eukaryota; Metazoa; Chordata; Actinopteri; Characiformes; Serrasalmidae. The transcript has 2 exons. Gene Ontology annotation, biological process: sensory perception of sound; detection of mechanical stimulus involved in sensory perception. The coding region runs from base 1 to 660 and encodes 219 amino acids. The record is from RefSeq and is a predicted model, not a curated record. Gene Ontology annotation, cellular component: plasma membrane.